CUCAUGCUGUUUUACAAAUGAAACAGUAAAGCAACAUGGUCUAUUGCGGUAAGCCCAGUAGAGCCUGCUCGGAGUGUCGAAUCAAGAGAAGAAAGACCAGCAUGCCGUCAAUGCCUCAGGGCCGGUUCCAGAUGUGAUGGAUAUCGAGAGGACAAGUCCGUUACCUUCCGAGAUCAAACUACUGAGACUUUAGACAAGAUGUCAUUCUUUUCCAAUUCACUUCCUGUCUCGCCCCAUGGCAACCAAGGGGUCUCUGUAAGGCCUGAAGUAUACCAACAGACUGAAGCCCACCAGUCUAAAGAUCGACCCAACCAUUAUCCUUGGUUUAGACUUGCAGUCACGCCGGAAGACCAAGCUUUACAUUUCUUCUUCCACCAUUAUGUUGUGCAAGAGUCUGGGCGGACCCCCACUCAUCCCGAUUGUCAUGGCAUAAUCUACAAACGAGCAACAGGACCCGGAUACUUGGCCAACCUGAUCAAUGCUGUAGGACUGAUCGGUCUAGCGUACAUGAGGAAUGCACCUCCGCUCAUCCAUGCAGCGAGUCAGCCAUUUUCUCGCGCGCUUCGCGGUAUAUGUGCAGCACUUGUGGACCCUAGUGAAGCAUCAUCCGACCAGAUGUUAGUCGCUGUAAUGCUUCUAGCGCUAUACGAAACCGUCACUUUUAAUUCUAAUGCGAACUUGAGUUCAUGGAGUAGACAUGUAGAUGGUGCCUUGGCAUUGAUACAGCUCCGGGGAGUAGGCCAGUUACGCAACAGGAUCGGCCGAAGCAUUUUUCUCCACUUACGCACUGAAAUCCUCAUCGACUGCCUUCAGCGUGAGCUGCGGGUACCAACUAUAUUGAUAAACUCCAUGGCCGAGGCUCGAAACAAUGAAACAGCACAAGAAGAGCCUGCUGCUCGGCUAGCAGACAUUAUUGUCAACUUCUGCGACGCUAUAGCAUUAGCCAAGGAAGACACCACGGACAAAAUGAAUUUGUCUUCCUUUGUUUCAACACUCUUGUCGAUUGAUACAGAUUUGAAGUGCUGGGCCCAAACCCUCCCAGCUGAAUAUGGGUACAAGACUCAAACCUGUUCAAGCGGUCUGAAAGAAGCAGGAGCGUUUAUGGGACAAUAUCUUAUAUAUUCCAGUGCGGAGAUCGCCAACAUAUGGAAUUUACAGCGCUGUGCGCGCAUUAUUCUCCGUCAGGCACUCGUCGAAGCGAUAUCGAAUUACUUCCCCAUUUCUUCUUCGCCGUCAAUUCCACCGUCCUUACCCAUAUCAUACAGAGACCUACUCCACACUUCGGACAUGGUCAUACAGGAGAACUCCAGCGAUAUAUGCUACAGCGUCUCAUAUAUCUUACAUAAUUUUGACGAGGCAGGCAAAUCGAGCGACUUGCGAGCCGCUCAUGUUGUGCAUCUAUUGUGGCCACUUUAUAUCGCAGGAGCAACACAUACUGCCAGCGAUGCUUUGCGGGAGUGGAUUAUAUCAACGAUGGAAGAUAUUAAGGAUGCUACUGGGAUUCAAAAGGCAAAGCGUAUAGCCUUGGCUCUGCAGCGGCGGUGAUCGGAGAAGGUAACAUCUACGCGCGCAGGUUGAGAUGCUAAGGAAACACGGCACACCAAACUGGAAUUUUUGUCUGAGUUCGAUUAUAGACUCGGUUUCGGCAAUGGUGGUUUGUUUACCAUGGGUCUUGGUAAAAUGAUGGUAAUUAGUAAUUCUUAUAUAAAUGAAAAAAGGAUAGGCCUAUAAAAGAUAGGUAAAGUACUUAUUCUACUUUAUAGUUAAGGU
Fusarium redolens is the source of this 1770-nucleotide messenger RNA. RefSeq lists its product as uncharacterized. The transcript is spliced from 4 exons. Bases 199 to 1545 code for a protein of 448 amino acids. The record is from RefSeq and is a predicted model, not a curated record. Lineage: Eukaryota; Fungi; Ascomycota; Sordariomycetes; Hypocreales; Nectriaceae.